AUGAAAGUCCCGUGGCUUGCGUUGCUUUUCGUAGCUGCUCUGGGGCCUGUCCUCGGUCAGCUGAAUGUUAGACAGGUCGCGAGCAGCGCCAGCUCUUCCGAAAGUCUCCUUUCCUCUACUACAUCAUCCGUGUUCUCCGCUCCGACGUCCGUUCCGGCGCCGACUAUCAACAGUAGCGUGUAUGACCUUUCGCAGCAUUUUUGCCGCAUCUGGAGACAUGCAAGUGUCUUAGCCGAUGGAAAAGUUUACGUCGAUGGCGGCAACACGUACGUGCCGAAGAACAAUAACACAUUCUAUAACACAGAAGCCGGCCAAUAUGACGCGGGAAUGCAUACUCAACUCCUCGUCCUAGACCUCUCACAAAACUUCACAAACCAGGAAACCAGCCCGUACUCAUCCAUAUUCAAGAGCCCCGAUGUCCCCAACGGCCUCAUCGAACACGCGCUAUGGUACUCCCAAACCACCCGCAAGAUCUAUCAGCUCGGAGGGUGGUUCUCCUUCAACAGCCCCAACAACCCAUCCUUCAUUGCCGACCCGAAUAUACCCGAGCCGGCCAUCUGGGAAUUUGACGUCGACGGCGGGCGAUGGUCCAAGUCGAUCAACUUUGAUGUGGCAAAUAAUGGCGAGAUUGUUGACAGGCCUGGCGCUGCUGCCUUUUGCGACGCGCCGACGUUGAAUAGGAGUUACAUCUUUGAGGGAUACGUGCAGAGGAGAUCUAGUCCUGCGAACGCUGCGUAUACGGCUUCAGCUGACUUUCGGUUCCUCGAAGGCAUGCUCGAGCUUGAUACCGCAGAGCGCUCUCAGCCGAAGCUCACCAACAUUUCUGUCCCGACAUACGUCGGCCCGCGCAUGAACGGCGCAAUGGUUCACGUGCCCGUUGGCGAAAAGGGGAUCAUUGUCAAUAUUGGCGGCCAGACCACGCGAGACCCAACGCCUUUCGGUAUUCGCAUCGAGGGUGCCAACGCAGGAAACACAAACCUCUCCUUCGUAGACAUCUAUGACAUCGAAACAGGCUUCUGGUUCCGCCAAGAAACCUUUGGCCUCCCCGACAUACCAACAGGCCGCUCCGACAUCUGCACCGUCCUCGUCCCCGCCGCCGACAAAUCCUCCUGGAACAUCUACAUGAUCGCCGGCGUCGAGAACUACGCGACCUACAUCACCUCGGAAGAGAUCUGGGUCCUCACCCUCCCAACUUUCACCUGGAUCCUCGUCCACACCCGCGCCGACGGCAUGUACGGCCACACCUGCCACGCCGUCGGCGAGAACCUGCUCAUCGUGGGCGGCAUGCAGACCAAGAACGACGGGGGGAUGCAGAAUGUGAAUACCUGCGCCGAACACAUGCCCGUUGAGAUCUUUUCGCUCGCGAGCCAGAAUUAUACGGGCCGAUAUGAUACCGAAGCUGCGAAGCGUCUUGCGCCCGUGCCGUCGCAGGUUGUCGCUGCCGUGGGUGGAACGUCGUCGGGUGGUGCGAGUCAGAAGGCACCGAGAGCGUGGAGUGAUGUCUAUUUGCAGUACAUCUUUGAUCCGUCACUGAGGAGACCGGCGUAUACGCCAGAGUACACUCUCGUUGUAGAGCCCAGCAGCACGGUAUCGCCGUCUUCAUCUGCUUCAUCGACUACCCAGCCGGAUCCUGGUGGUCCAUCAAAGGGUGCUAUCGCAGGCGGCGUUGUAGGCGGUGUUGCUGCCAUUGCGCUGGUGGGGCUCGGUGCGUUCCUGUUUCUCCGGCGGAAGAAAAAAAGGAGGGCGCAUGAGGCGGCUGGCACAGAGGUGUCGCGACAGAGUGCCAUGUCGGAGCUGCCUGGCUAUACCCCCUACUCUUCUCCCGAACCGAAGCCUGGCUUCCUCGACUCGCCGACGUCGCCUGGUCACCAACGCGACGUACAUGCCCAUGCUGCGGAGCUCGAGGUUCCAGCUAGUGCGAGCGAGAUGCCGAGUAGUCCGCGGUAUGGCGGCUCGUCGGUCGAGAUGGGAAGCGAUGCCACGGCUAGCCCAAGAGUUGGCGAUAUUAGCCCGCGGGUUGGUGAAGUGAGCCCGAGGGUCGGCGAUGUCAGCCCGAGGGUUCCUGGUGAUGUUAGCCCCACGCUUGGGGAUGAGGGAUUAGGGUAUCAUGCUGGGCGGUAG
Colletotrichum costaricense is the source of this 2121-nucleotide messenger RNA. RefSeq lists its product as uncharacterized. Bases 1 to 2121 code for a protein of 706 amino acids. Lineage: Eukaryota; Fungi; Ascomycota; Sordariomycetes; Glomerellales; Glomerellaceae. Gene Ontology annotation, molecular function: protein binding. The record is from RefSeq and is a predicted model, not a curated record. The transcript is spliced from 5 exons.